Aspergillus puulaauensis is the source of this 1146-nucleotide messenger RNA. RefSeq lists its product as uncharacterized. Gene Ontology annotation, molecular function: galactonate dehydratase activity. The transcript has 4 exons. The coding region runs from base 1 to 1146 and encodes 381 amino acids. Lineage: Eukaryota; Fungi; Ascomycota; Eurotiomycetes; Eurotiales; Aspergillaceae. Gene Ontology annotation, biological process: D-galactonate catabolic process; amino acid catabolic process. The record is from RefSeq and is a predicted model, not a curated record.
AUGGCACCAAUUGCCCAGAUAGAAUACUUUCGCGUACCGCCGCGGUGGUUGUUUGUCAAGAUCACGGACGCCGAUGGCAAUUAUGGCUGGGGUGAGGCAUCACUAGAAGGUCAUACUGAAGCCGUGGAGGGCAGUCUGGCUGCGUUUGCUGAGAGGUUCACCGGCGCGGAUGCAGAUGAUAUCGAAAAUGUAUGGCAAAAUGGGUACAGGAUGGGAUUUUACCGGGGCGGACCUAUCCUUAUGAGUGCUCUGUCGGGUGUAGAUAUAGCACUUUGGGAUCUUAAAGCGAGACGACUCGGCCUUCCCAUAUAUCAGCUUCUAGGAGGAAAGCUGAGGGAUAAGCUAAAGGUGUAUGCUUGGAUCGGCGGAGACCGUCCUGGCGAUGUUGAAGCUCAAGCCCGAGCGAGAAUCUCACAGGGGUUCAAAGCCAUCAAGAUGAACGCUACUGAGGACCUGGGCUGGCUCGAUUCACCUCAUGCUUUGGACACAUCUGUUGAGCGAUUGAAGACAGUCAAAGCCUUGGGAAUCGACGCUGGGGUGGAUUUUCAUGGCAGAGUGCACAAGGCAAUGGCGCAGCAGCUCGCACAUAAGCUUGCGCCCCAUGAACCUUUAUUCAUUGAAGAGCCUCUCCUCUCCGAGCACCCAGAAUCUGUCGCCGCUUUGUCUAAACUUGUUCCCAUUCCAAUCGCCCUUGGAGAACGACUACACAGCCGGUGGGACAUAAAACCGUUCCUCGAAUCCUCAUCCAUAAGCAUCCUACAGCCAGACAUUUGCCAUGUUGGUGGAAUCUCCGAAAUUCGUAGAAUUGCUACUAUGGCAGAAGCUUAUGAUGUUGCUUUGGCUCCUCAUUGCCCAUUGGGGCCCAUUGCUCUUGCGGCGAGCUUGCAGGUCGAUGCUGUCAGCGCAAACUUUGCGAUCCAGGAGAUGAGCUUGGGAAUUCAUUAUAACGCGGGUUCGGCAGACAUUGAUACAUAUAUCAAGAACCCGGAAGUAUGGAAGGUGCAGGAUGGAUUGAUCGAUCUUCUGGCUGGGCCAGGGCUGGGUAUUGAGAUUGACGAAGAGAAAGUCCGCGCAGCGUCCGUAAAUGCAGCUGCAUGGCGUAGUCCACACUUCCUAGGACCAGGGGGAGAGUUGAGAGAGUGGUGA